Molecule: messenger RNA, 2595 nt
Organism: Eufriesea mexicana
Lineage: Eukaryota; Metazoa; Arthropoda; Insecta; Hymenoptera; Apidae
Gene: Amun
Product: protein amun
Exons: 4
Coding region: 1347-2348 (333 amino acids)
Source: RefSeq, a predicted model, not a curated record
AAUUUUCCUGCACGACACGAAGGUAUACGAACAGUUAUAUAGGAAUAGUCCGGACAACGAAUUCUGACAAACGGGAGGAUCAAAAACGAUCGUGAGUAAAUAGAGCGAGAAGGGGGUACGUACCCUUGCGGAACGCGCGUGUAUAGUCGCGCGACGGACGAUUGAAGUACGCGAGGACCGUGUGUAUUCCGAGAGUUCCUUCGUAGAUCGGUGCAUACGUGCGUGUACGAGAACUACUAAGAGGUGGGGGAGACAGUCUAUACUUCGCGGAUAUCCGGCGGGGAAACCGCAUGCAUUCGUACGAAGCUCUCUGAGAGAGCGAGGGAAAAAAGAGGAAGGAUCUGGCGCCGAGGGAAACACGGGUGCUCUUAAGUGCUCGACAGAGACUUGAGAGGAGAAAGGAGGUUCUUUGCGUUCCGAUUGCCGCGUAUCUUGCACGUUCUCCUUUUUGUCUUCAGACUUCAGAGGAGUCAAAGUGCAAUAUUCCUCUCAUAGAUAUUGAUUCUAUCAUUUAUCGUCAUCCCGUAUCGUUGAUCCUCGUGCGUGCGUGCUCGCACGCAACGGUUGAAAUUUUCGGUACAAAUAAUAAGGGUGGUGGAAAGAGGUGGAAGGACGUGACGGAGAGAGAGAGAGGGAUCAAGGGGAAAAGAGAGAAGUCAGAAACACGCCGAGCAGUGCUGCUCCCUAUUGGCGACGUCGAGUCGCGCUCCCCACCCGGGACAGUCGAACGAGGUCCGAAGGCGAGUUCUCGGCGUGUAACUACGGUGAUUUUCCCUUACGAGAGUGUACGCACGAGACCUCGUAGCUCUGCACCACAUUACGUUUCGUGUAAACAUUUUCCUUGUACGUAUAAUAUAUCGUGGGUAGUAUCAAGCUAGAACAUUAUUCUGGAAACGUGAAGAAAUAUCUUUCAAGGAAAUCGAAAAACAGCCAGAAGGAGAAAGAGACAGAGAGAGACUGGCAGCGAAGUCCGCUUUACACGCGUGCUAUCGUCGAUAUUCUCUCUCUCAUUGACCGACUGUGUGUGCGCCGAUCGUGAACGCGUCCCACGCGUGUGUCGCGUAUCACCGCCGCCGGUGAAACCGAGAGAAUUCGAACGAGUCAGAGGGUAAAAUAGGAUUUCUCGCGUGGUCGGUCCUCUCCCGUGGCACGCGCGGAGAGGGGUGUACGGAAAAGUGAGAGAGGGAGAAGGAAAGAAAGCGAGACACCGCUAGACGAGGAUAGAAGAGGAAGGAGAGGAAAGAAGAGGAUAGAGACUCUUGAGGGGGAGCGACGAAGACGUGUAUAGUGCACAGAGGCGAUAGUGCUGCGCCCCAACGGCCGUUUGUCGAAGCUCAGUUAUCACAAUGGCUUCCGUGAAAGACACAGCAACUUUCUUCGUGGAGGGCACAGCGAGUCAGUUCGAACACGUCUUGGAGCUUUAUCCGCAGGCCCUCAGACUCAAGGCCGAUCACAAGACAAAAAAGCCCGAAGAACUGAUCAAGUUGGACGACUGGUAUCAGAAUGAGCUUCCAAAGAGGAUCAAGUCACGCGGCAAGGACGCGCAUCUCAAUCACGAGGAACUGGUGCAAACGAUGAAAUGGAAGCAAAUACGUGGGAAGUUCUAUCCUCAAGUGUCCUAUUUAAUAAAAGUGAACACCCCCCGUGCAGUGAUGGCGGAAACGAAGAAGGCGUUCAAAAAGCUUCCGAACAUUGAACAGGCGAUUACUGCCCUCUCGAACUUGAAAGGAGUAGGCACCACGAUGGCGUCGGCCCUAUUGGCAGCAGCAUCACCGGAGAGUGCGCCCUUUAUGGCGGACGAAUGUCUGAUGGCAAUACCGGAAAUCGAUGGCAUCGAUUAUACUAUCAAGGAGUACCUCAACUUUGUUCAGCACAUUCAAAAUACCGUGGAGAGGCUGAACAAACAAACGUCAAAUGGCAAAACAUGGAGCCCCCAUAGGGUGGAGCUCGCCCUAUGGACCCACUACGUGGCGUCCGAGCUGAAGCCAGAGCUACUGGACGGCAUUCCAGGCUCCACAGAGAACGGCAACUCUCAUCCGCCCAGCAACGGCGAAGCGACAGAACCGUCGGACGACAGCAAUCAGGAAGUGGCAGUGAACGGUAAGGAACCAGGCAGUAUUGAUCCGGCGGCCAUCGACGAGAACAGCAUGACCACGUCCUUCACCGAAGACUCGAUGGAUAAACCCGCUACGCCGAUUACAGUGGCCGUCGCCAGCGAAGACACGAACGAUUCCCUCGCCACGAACGACAACGAUGAUAGCAACAACACGCCGCGACCGACAGACAGCGAGGAUACCGAAGACUCACAAGACGUGCAGGAGCCGCCCACCAAGAAGAGUAAGAAGUGACCCACCACCAGCCAAGGAGCCACGAAUACGAGCAACAACGUCAGCACCCUCGUGUCGGCCGCCAAUCUAACGCUGAUCGCAGCGAGGCGCUUCUAAAAACCGCCAGGGUCACCGAUCAGGGUCGCGGAUAGUAGACCUGUAGCCUACCAUCGCACCAUCACGAUCGUUUUGAUGAUUCUCCUUCGCUCCUGCUCUCUCUCUUUCUCUCUUUCUCUCUCUCUCUCUCACUCUCCCACUCUCUCUCUCU